GUUGAGUGUGGGGCGGCGCGCGGGGGCAGGCCAGGGUGUAGCCGGAGGGCCACAUAGUGCCCACACCCUCUUCUGGACACAUGUCCAUGUUGGCUAUACUGAUGCAACAAUAACAGUGGAUGUUGGCUACGUUGAUUCAAGAAUAAUAGUGGACGUUGGCUACACUGAUACGAUAAUCGUGGAUAGUUACACAGUGGUGGGGCGGCUGACUGUAUCCUUGUAUAUACCAGUGGCAGUAUUCGUAGAAAUGAACUCAUGUGUAAAUUAAGUGUCGUUUAAGGAAAUAUUCAACCCGUCCAGAACAUUGUGGUAUAGCUUAAGUUAACCAAAGAAUUAGUGGGUGCAGAACCUCGAGUGUUUCUGAUACAAAGAAUAUUGUGCUUUAUCGAAGUCGACUUGUGUUGGUUGUAUGGUGGUGGCGGUGCCGUCCUCGAGUGAGCAAUAAGUCGAGGAGUGCCAGGUCUGGGUGCCAACAUGUGCCCACGUUUGUCACCAGUGUCUCGUUAAUGAGUCGUAUCCCACCUUGGGCACGCCGGCCGCUGGUUCCUGUUGUGAGUGGCGACACAGUGACCUCACUUUGUGGCCACACACAUGCCCAGUAACACGUGCCCUUAUCACGUGCUCACAACACGUGCCAUACAUAACACGUGCGUGCAAUCUGUGCAAAUUAUACAUCAACCAACCUUAAACUAAAAAAAAAACUGAGAUUUAAUGUAAAUAUAGACAUUCAGUUACUGUUAAUAACAACACUACAUAUCAAUAUUGUACCAGUGUUGGGUCUGGUGACGAUAUUAAAUAGUCUUUGUUGAAAUGUUGAUCAGUGAGGUUGUAGAGCGAGGAUAAGUGACCCAGAAAGUUGGGAGUGUUAAGUGAAAAGUGAGCUGCUCAGUGCUAGCCCUUUGUCUGAUUACAUCCAAUUAUUACGAAUGUUUGGACUCACUUAAGAACGAUGGUGUCGACACUACAUAUCACCCUUAGCUACAACCAGCCAGGCGGCCAGAGCCUGGGGAGGAGCGUGUCUUGUGAGGACACCAACUUAGUGGGCUUCACUUCUUCAGCUCUUGCUUCUACCUCCAAGAACACCUCGCUCUCCACCUCCAGUGUUCUUGAUGCUCGUACUCCGCUACCUCACGACGCUAAACCAUCCUCGGUACAGAACCUUCUUGCUCCUACGCCCUACAACCCGACGUCGAGUUUAAAGUCGCCAUCAUGGUCGCCGGUCAGAUUCAAACCUAAGCCCUUACCGGAUUCCCUGAAGAAUUUCGGCAAUUGGAAAACUGCUUCGAACAAUGAGUCUGAAGCGAGCUCGGGUAAGAAUGCAAUGUCGGCAGUACCCGCAGCUGACACGACAGUGAGGCCGAUGUGGGCUAAAAACUCCGGCGAUAACAAGCUGGCUCUUGUAUCACCCUCUCUCGUGGCUCAUUGGUCUCCGACAGACACCACACCCGGGGACUCUGGGAAGACCCCCUACAGAACAUUCUCCAAGGUUAUUCGUAAAUCUUCAAGUGCUAGUCAGGUGGUUUCUCCAACUUAUAAUCAAGGACCAUCGCCCAGCACUACCCAAGGGCCAUCUCUCAGUGUUUCCCAAGGGUCUUCCCCCAGCACUACCCAAAAAAAAAAAUUCAGUACUACCCAAGAGCCGUUAUCUAGCGCUAUCCUAAGGCAAUCUCGUAGCUGUACCCGAAUGCCACAUCACAGUGCUACACAAGGGUCGACUACUAGUGCUUCCAGGAGACCAUCUCCCAGUACUACACAAGCGCCAUCUCCCAGCAUUAAAGAGUCCUCAAGCGCUACCAGGAGACUAUCUCCCGGUGCUACCCAAGGGCCACGUCAAAGUGCUGUCCAAGCUCCACCUUUCAGUGCUACCCAAGGGUUAUCUGCCAAUGCUCCGCGAACACAGCCUCCUGGUUCUGCCAAUGGGUCGUCUUCCAGUGGUAUCCAAGGAUCAUCACCCAAUAUUAACCGAAAGCCGUCUCCCAGUAAUUCUCGAAGGCCAUCGCCCAGCGCUGCUCAAGGGUCAUCUCCCAGUGCUACUCAAGGGCCUUCUUCUGGUGCUACGCAAGGUCCAUCUACCAGCACUACCAGAAAGCCAUCUCCAAGUGCUACUCAAGGGCCUUCUUGCAAUGACAUCCAAAGGCCGUCUCCCAAAUCUGGUCGAAGGCCUUCUCCCAGCGAUACACAAGGAGUCACUCUCAGUGUUAACCAAGAAUCAUGUGGUAUAGCCCAAAGGCCAUCUCUCAGCACUACCCAAGGGUCAUCCCUUGGCACUUCUCAGGGGUCGUUUCCCACCUCUUCCCGAGAGCCAUCUCCCAGCACUGUUCAGGGGCCAUCUGACAGUUCUACCCAAGGCCCUGUUCCUAAAAAAAUUCUGGGAGACACAGCAUGGUUAUAUCCAAGCACUCCCGGGUCGGCCUCCAAUAAUACCUCUCCGGUGUCUCCUUCUACGCCUUGGAGACACAUACCUAGCCGUCUGGCACCCACAUCGUACCAGCGCUUUGAGAGUAGCGUGCACAGUGGUCGUGGGAGUAAAGGGGUGGGCGGGGGUGUGAUGGAGGAUGGCGCAUCCCACGCCCCCGUAGCCGCCCGCGUCGUCUCUGCCUCCUCCACCCCGCGCAAGGCCAACUCCCUCCCGGGUUACUACUCUCGGGGCUCCUCUCACCAUCCUCCGCCCUCCUUCCGCGAUGCCUUCAACACCAGCAAGAGUCCGACGCCCCCGAGUCGCCAUGAUGCUGCCCCGGCUGCCCCACCCCGGGGGCCCACCAGUCCCAGGGCCCCAAGAGUUGCUGCCGUCAGUCAACACCAGCGACAAUUGCAACCUCAUCAUCAACACCAAAUGCAGCAGCAACAACAACAGCAGCAGCUACACCGCCCACAACACCAGCAACUGCAGCACCAACAGCAACAUUUACAGCAGCAACAACAACAACGACUUCAACAACAGUAUCAACAAAAUCAGCAACAGCAAAGGCUGCAACAACAGAAACGGCAACAAAUACAACAGCAGGAACAAUUACAACAACAAAAACGUAAGAUACAAUUGGAACAACAACCACACAGGGAGCAGUCACAUAAGGGGCAGCAGCAACAACAACAACAACAUCAUCCUCGGCAUCAAGAACAGAAGGCAGAAAAACCAUCACUACCUCAGCCAGAGAAGAAGAGUAAAAGGUCUUUGUUGAGCGGCAUCUUCAGGCGUCGGAGGAAGGAGGCGAGCAACAGCUCCAACAGCAGUAGCAGCAGUGACAGUGAGGAGCCUCCCCAGAGACGAACAUUUCUUCGCCGUCGAACUAAGAAAAAGGAACAUAAAGAAAAAGAACCUUCACUACCGUCUGCACCACCGCCACCUCCGGGCGAAGACGCGUUAACCCGGGGUGGCCAUGUGCGGGUUACGGCGGGCGUUGAUCCUGGGGAGAGCAGCGAGAUAAACUCAAGGCUAUUAGCGGAGAGCAGCAACAGGAGGGUGAGAGUAAUGCCCAGUGCUACAGGGAGUUUAGGCAGGGAUACACAACCACUUGGUAUCCCUGUGUUGAUGCCACAACCAGGACAGUUGUCGAGGGUCGGGGUCUCAGCAUCACAUGAUUCCUUGCCAGUCAGUCUAGGGUCAUGGGCUGGGGGUGGCUCUCAUGCUUCCCUCGGCUACUACUCAGGAGGAGGCAUGGGUACACGCAGCUCUAGCACGGACACCAUCAGUAAAAAGGAGCGAAGGGAGGCACUGAAGGCACGGGUGGAACGGCUCCGUGAUAAGUUUAGGGAUACAAGCUCUGAUGAGGAGAAGGCGUCUGUGUCAUCACAUUCUAUGUAUGGCAGCGAGUCUAGUCUUUCAAAAUCCAACUCUCUCAGCAGACGUUCUAGAGCAGCCCGGACUGAACGAUUCCUCCGGCGGAAAUCACAAGAGCUGGAGACGCUGCGUACUGAAACUGAAAAGGACCGACGGAACCGUGAAGUCGUACAGGCCAGGAUUGAGGAAAUACAGCGAGUACGAGAGUUUGAGGCCGAGAGGAACAAAAUCAAUGAGGAGAAGAAGCUACAGAUCCCUGAUAAAACCAAACCAAAAUGGUCUGCCAAACUGGUGUAUCAGGAGUCCAGUGAAUACGAGUCCUCUGUUCUCUUACGAACUCCCUCGGUGAGUCCAGCGGCAAGCCCUCACAUGAAGGCCAAGUUCCAGGGCCACAUUCCACCUAAUUCCAACGACACCAGGAGCACUGUGGUCAUGAGACAGAAGCCGCUCACACCACACACUUCUGUAACAGUCUCAUUGGCGCCUCCAUCUGGGACGCCAAUAAGAAGAAGCUUCCAAGACUUUGAAACACCAGUUCAGGGAGAUUUUAGAGCUCACAGGAGUGCUUCUUAUGAUAGCAACAUCAAUAGAAAUUCUGUAUUAAUGCAUCAAUCAUCCGGAGUUAAUUUUAAUGGCGCUUCAAUAGUUAAUGCAACGCCACUAAGUAGAUCUGGCCUGAUCCCCCCGGCUCCUCCUCCCAGAGACAGGAGCAGGAUAUUGUCCCCAGGAGAUGGUCGACCCAUGUCAUUUUCUUUUGAGAAUCUUAACCAGGAAGCCCAACGACCAAACUCAGGUCAGUCGAGUAUGAGUAACUUCACCAAAGGUUCCAGUCCCAGUCCCAGUGUUCGCUCUGUUCCAGCUUACUUGGGCCCAAGAUCAAACAACCAGCUACAGGGGCAACCGCCGCCCAUGGUGCCCAACCGGCGGUCCUUCUCUGAACUGGAACUGUCACCCCAGCAGCAGGCACCAAUCAAGUCAAACUAUGGAGCUCCUCCAGCCAGGCCUGCACCCCCAGCAUAUCCACCAACACAAUACAGGUACACUGAUCAGCCACCAAAGACCCUCCAGCAGAACCAAUAUUCUAGAAUCCAACAACAGCCACCGCAACUACAACAACAACCGUCACCACAACAAACUCCUAGCAAUCAGACCUCCAAUCAGAUGCGUUACUAUACUGACCAAGCACCUCAGUAUGCCAAGAUUGUCCCCAUCAGCAGUGUGCCUCCUUCCCCAUCCUCUGAUUAUUCCUCCUACAUGAGCGAUAACAGUGUGAGACUACAACAAGCUAACACUGUGUGGCGGCAAAAGGAGCAGGAAAUUAAGAAUAAAAUAACAAUAGCCCAAAGUGUUGCUUCUCAAAUUUUGAGCGACUCGUCACGUUCCAACAGUCCUAAACCCGAUGGCUAUUGUUCAAAUGGGAUGACCACGUCUCCCGUGACGCAGCAGAGUGACAACACCUACGGCAUCAUCCAGACUAAAAAGACUCGUCCAACACCUCUCACCCUCAAGCAGGCAGAAUCUCUCAGUUCACUCUCGGGUCAAAGUGACGUCUCCAGCCCCGUCCCAAAACCUGUUGACUCUGAUUCCAGCCAAAGUAGUUUAGCCAGGGAGAAGAAGAAGCUACUACAGAACAGACCACUGUCUAUGGUGCUGGAGAAGUCUGAAUCAGGUGAGAAAGUCUCUCCUCCAAACACUCCCAAGUCAAGGCCACAACCUCCCAGGAGAGGCAGCAAGCAGGUGACCACCCCGGGCCGAGAGAUCACCAAGCGACAAAUGUUACAGGAGAUCAUGAAGCACAAAUUAGAACACCCGAAGGAGAAACCAAUUUAUCAAAAAGAGUUUGAAGACAUGUACAGAAAGGAAAAGGAGAGACUGGAAAAGAGCAAGUGUAGCAAUUUUGAAGAAGCCUUGAAGGAGCUGGAGGAGAUAUACGACAGCUUGAAGCUGGAUAGUGAAGACCUGCUAGACCGAGCUGAGCGUCGUGACCUGCCUAUACAACACCAGCAGCUGAGAGAAGAAAGGCAAGAUGCGCACGACUCCAUCAGUGAAACUGGAGACACGGAUUCCACCGUCCAGGACCGAGGCAGAUCACGAACACCAAAACUGAGAAGAUCGGGAGUUCCGGAUUUAAAAGCUGAUGACAUGCACUACCGGCGAUGUCAGCAGAGUACUCGUAACCAGCCGGACGUGCAGAAGGCACUGCAGAUGACGGGCAGCUACCUGCUGGUGUCUGCCGCCCAUGUUACACCUUCAGACCUGGAUAAGGAUCUGCCAAAGGACCCCAUGAUGGAGGGACAGCCAGAUAUUGUAUAUGACGAUGUAUCAUACAGAAGCAUCAAGCAGGCUAACUCCAUUAAGGUUAUUGACCCUCAGCCUCCAUUUGGAAUCCCAUUAGGACCAACGACUCAAGGAUCUGAGAGUGAUUAUUUGCACGUGACCCCAAAAGAGAACUACAGACCCAAGAUGAUCUCCAGGAAGGAGCCAGACACGACCAUGGACGACUUAGCAUUCAGAAAUCUGCGGAAGGACCAAAGGGACCAAUCCAACAAGGAGGUUAACGUCUCUGAGCUGGACGAACUCCUGUCAGAAGCGAACAAUGAAUCCCCUUUGUACAGGAGGAGAGCAGUGCGCUCCAUGUCUGCAGACCGAGCUCAGGUCCAGAGAGAACAGUCUAACAGUACAGACAAUAUUACCCUAGAUAAAGGUAUGAAGCUACAAACACCAAGACGAGUGAAACAUCAAAAUGAAGCUCGUCGUUCUGGCCGCUUCAUUGGUAGUUACAAGGACGCUGUGACAGACAGUGAAGCCACCCCGCUCAGUCCACGGCACAACCCCAGCUGGCUAGAGAGAGCCCACUUAGUGGACAACAAAUGGGAUAAUCUCAGCACAAAUAACUUAAGUACCAGCACAGAAACUCUUACGGAAAUGUCAUCAGCACGAGCAGUGUCACAGCCAGAUAUCCGACAAGCCAUUAUUCGGGAAGCUCGGGUACCGCCAGGAGGUCCCCAGGAGGUAAAAAACAGGCUGCAGGCUGUUACUGUUACUUCCCUCACUGCGGCUACCGCGGCCAGCCCCACCAUCGCCACCAUAACAGAGCCGAAGAUAGUCAAAGUGCAGACCAUCCAGAGCGCUCCUGUCUCUCCCGUAGUGGUGGAGAGGAAACCCUACCGACCGCUAGACACCAUCUUCAACAACAAACCCAAGCCUUUUUACCUUAAUGAUAAACCUCAGCCCCAGCAUCAGCAGGAGCCUGUGGAUAUAGCCAAGCUCGAUGCCCUCAUAUCCACACUAUCCAAGAUUGAUAAUAAUGAUGACGUUUCUGACGUGUCAUCCGUCGCUUCUAAACAGCCCGAUGAAACACCCGCCACAGACUUUGAAACUCAGGAACUGAAAAUUAGUGAAGACCCCACUUAUGAAAAUACAUUUGAGUCCCCUACCAUUGUGUCACAAUCCACUGAGAAUCGUAGUGUAAAUUAUGAAAAGAACAGUGCCAAAGCGAAUAUCGGGAAGGCCAUCAGAUUGUCCAUGGCCUUGGAGUCUUUUAGCAGUGAAGGUAAACAGGUUUCCUCUCGUAGGCGUAGUGCUAUAGACCUGCCAGUAAGAGACGCUGAACCCUCACAAAAUAGUCCCUCCAUCUCUUCCACUAAUAUCCUUCAUUGCCUGUAUGUUAACCUCAGUAGUAGUCAGGUGCCAGAACCGAGUUCCCCGGAGAGAGUAACUCUCACCACGGAGCCUCAGUCGGCGCUAGCAAGAGCCUCAACCUGUACUGAUAGGAUAGAGUCUAUGAUUGUUGUUUCUGAAGAUGUGCAUGAUAGAGCCAGGCGUGCUCACUCAGUACCCACCUCACCCAGGGGGGUUGACAGUGUUCCUGUGUUCAACAGAGAUUUUGAUAUGUUAAUAAAUGGGUCAAGAAAUAUCAAUAUAGGUGAGGUAGUUCCUGUCUCAGAGUGUAGUAGUAAUAGCAAGGUUGUGACCGCCACGCCUCUCCCGGCGGUGGAGGUGGAGGAAUCUCUGAGUGAGUCUCUCUCUCCUCACUCUCCCUCUCAUCUCUCCCACCAACUUGAUCAAUCUCUCUCACCACUAAAAUUAAUCAUAAACCAAAAACUUUCCAACGCAUGCGGGAAUAAGAAUCUCUCCCAAAUAUCUGUCCAUGAUGAAACUCCACCUCCGCAUGCCGCAGCACUCGAUGUCAACAAGACCGUUGAGCCCGAGUGUGGAGGGCCCGGUGGCACGGCUGGUGGUGCCCAGGGUACACCACCUUCACCAGCAGAUGUGCCACCGCCGCCCAUGCGCUCUUCCUCCCUGCCACCUUCUCCAGCUCUCCAGAGAGCCCUCAGCGCCUCUUCUCAUCUGCUUGGUCCACCUUCACCUACGCGUAAUGCUGACGCCUGGCUUGUAUCUCAACGGCGUGAUCACUCGCUGCAUGGUGCCAGUGUGCCCGUGCUGGGAAGGGCCGCCAGUACCAGCAGCUCUGAGAGUGAUGACUUCGGCAGUGUGGUGAGGGCGGGGUCCAUGCCACCCACCUCACGCCCGCCCCGUAACACUGCCAAGUUACCCAAGGGUCGAGGACAGGCGGACACUCCAGGGCCACGUUCGUGUUCUUCAGGUGAGGGUCCAGAUUGCGCCGCAGCUGCCCCGGAUUGCGCCUGUAUGCAGUCACUGUUGGCUGCCUGCUAUCUGCUUGCAUGUCUGACUCAGCUGGCUGGAAUUGAUCUGAUUACCGCCUUCGGUGUUCUCCUGGCCAUAGCCUCCGUGUUUAUCACGUUCGCAUUAUGACCCCACAGACAGUAACUUAACCUUUCCACUCAAACAGUCCAGUACCCUUCCACAGGUGCUCCCCCACACACGGUCUCAUCCCAUGAUCGAACGCUUCUUUCCCUCCACGCUUAAUGAUUUUUUUUAGACAGUUCUUGGUAGACUUCCUUCACCAGAUAACAUACCGUAUUAUUUUAACACAAUACAUGCUAUACUUUACACUUAUAUAAAGCUAUUUAACUUUUAAGUGAAGGAAGUCUGCUGCCUCAGAAUGUCCUGUAUGAAUUUUUAAGUAAUUGAAUUUAUAUGUUGCUGUUUCCCGCCCCCUGUGGUACUCUAGCCUCGUAAGAUACUGUAUAUUGUGGCCAUGGGUCAUUACUCUCACUUACGUUCAACCAUCAAGCAACUUUGACCACUUGUGUCAUUAUGAGCUGUCUAACGUAACUUUGUCUCUUAUGAAUUUAAAAUCAUCCUCAUUAUCAUUAUAUCAUUAUCACAAUCAUUAUAACCACGGUGAGCCAGAACAGCACCGUGAGUUAGACACAAUGACCCACGGCACUAGUCAGUCAUGGCCAGGAAUGUGUCACAAAGCUUUGGAGAAAUAUGAUAUGGUUUUGUAGUAGUGUUUCUCAUCUACUGCCAGUGUUGUGGUGUGCUGUGUGUUCACUCCUUCCAGCUUCGUUUUUCCCCUAGACGUUGUACUGUACCAGGUUGUACUGAUGUAUACUGUACUCUGGCGUUGUCUCCUAACACGAAUGUAUAAAUCCUAACAUGUAAUAGACGAAAUUUAAUUCACAAUAAUAAUAAUAUAAAAUUAAUUGGUUGGUCCAAUGGAUCUGACUGAUAUUUGUUGGUGCUGGUGAGGAGUUACUUGGAGGACUGUGUAACGUGAACUGGUGACGAAUAAAUAAACACAUAUGAUAAGAAUUAAUAAAAAAAUAAAUAAAUUACAAGACAUAAAUCCAAAACAGACAUUUAUAAAACUUUAAUAUUAAUCUUUUUUAGUGACCAUUAAACGUUUGGGUGUGACUGAAAUAGUUCAGUUGUCACAGUGAGUCGCUAACCAGGCAUUUACUUGAGACACUAACAACUGGUAUGUCAGCGCUCUUACAACAUGGGGUCGUCAGCAGUGCCUGGCGAUAAGUACCGCCAUGCAGGGGGGUGUUGUGUGGUCAGCAGCGCGUGUCAGGCAGAGACUGUGUCUACCCCUGGUAACUGUAUUGAGUGCUUGCACGUCACUGAUGACCUGUAAAUAAGAGGCAGUGUGUCAGGUCCACGUCUCUGAUGACCUGUAAAUAAGAGGCAGUGUGUCAGGUGCACAUCUCUGAUGACCUGUAAAUAAGAGGCAGUGUGUCAGGUGCACGUCACUGAUGACCUGUAAAUAAGAGGCAGUGUGUCAGGUGCACGUCACUGAUGACCUGUAAAUAAGAGGCAGUGUGUCAGGUGUACGUCACUGAUGACCUGUAAAUAAGAGGCAGUGUGUCAGGUGUACGUCACUGAUGACCUGUAAAUAAGAGGCAGUGUGUCAGGUGCACGUCACUGAUGACCUGUAAAUAAGAGGCAGUGUGUCAGGUGCACGUCACUGAUGACCUGUAAAUAAGAGGCAGUGUGUCAGGUGUACGUCACUGAUGACCUGUAAAUAAGAGGCAGUGUGUCAGGUGUACGUCACUGAUGACCUGUAAAUAAGAGGCAGUGUGUCAGGUGCACGUCACUGAUGACCUGUAAAUAAGAGGCAGUGUGUCAGGUGCACGUCACUAAAGUCCCUAUAUAGGUGAGUCCGCGGAUGCUGCUGCAGGUGACCGCGGUGUCUUCCCCGGUCACACGCUCCCCUAAUAGCCCCAUAGUAUCGCCUUCCAUGUACCAAUUCUUCAAUAAUUGUCUCUCACGAGAACAACUUAUACGCGAGACUUGACCUCAGGUGUCUCCCUACCGUGAGAUAGGUGGGGCGUAUACAGGUGGACUUGGCCAGUUCUCAGUAUAAGGAUGGAAAUGGCUCGUGAUAUUGUCUCGUCUAUCAUGUAGUCGGGAUCUGUGAGGGCCGAUUGUAAACACUGGUUAAUAAUCCCUGACGCUAUAAGAGACACACUCAGGACCCACAUGUAUACUGUAUAGAUAUAUAAUUAUAGACUACUGAAGAUACUAGACGUGCCUAUCACUCGACUUGUGACGUCAUCCCGGUAAAAUUUAUCAUUAACUGUAAUAUUGGAUUGAUUACAUGAAUACCUGUGUCCACGCCGUCUUGAGGACUACACACACAAGCAUGUUCGUCUCUGUAAUACCUAAGACAGCAUGUGGUGUGAUUUGAAUUUUUCCAUUAUUCUAUUUAGUUUUAUUGUAUUAUCUUUAUUAUUAUUACUCUUUCAUAAAUCUAUUAUUUCUGGUAAUCACGAUCAUGUUUGUCCUGUAUAAAUGUAUCAGUGACAGCCAGAAAUAUUAGUGUGUGUUGGUAAGGGUGGGAGAUGUAACGCUGCUUCACUCUAAUUACCUACACCCGACCAGUGUGUUGACGCUGGAAUGUUUGAUAAUUUUUUUUAAGUGCCAAAUAAUCUUGACGUAAUUAUCUAAUGGUGAAGACUUUUAUUGUGAUAUGUAUAAAAAAUGUGUAAAAAAUAAAUAUCUUUUUAACCAAAUAUAAGUUUUGUAAAAGAAAU
This is a messenger RNA of Homarus americanus (American lobster), 11184 nucleotides long. Its product is annotated as serine/arginine repetitive matrix protein 2-like. Lineage: Eukaryota; Metazoa; Arthropoda; Malacostraca; Decapoda; Nephropidae. Gene Ontology annotation, biological process: mitochondrion organization. Bases 950 to 8554 code for a protein of 2534 amino acids. The transcript is spliced from 2 exons. Gene Ontology annotation, cellular component: mitochondrion. The record is from RefSeq and is a predicted model, not a curated record. Gene Ontology annotation, molecular function: zinc ion binding.